Molecule: messenger RNA, 938 nt
Organism: Microplitis mediator
Lineage: Eukaryota; Metazoa; Arthropoda; Insecta; Hymenoptera; Braconidae
Product: RWD domain-containing protein 4
Exons: 4
Coding region: 271-846 (191 amino acids)
Molecular function (GO): protein binding
Source: RefSeq, a predicted model, not a curated record
UAUUUACUUCUUAGUAUUCAAAUAAAUAAUAUUUGAUAUUGUAUUUUACUUGAUACAUAACUUAAAAUUAUUUAAAUAUUUUUUAAAUUUCGCUCUUGGCGCUUGCGCAAUAGGCGUGAAAUUUUUUCUCAUCACGAUGGCAAUGACUGGUACGGGAGACGUAUGUUCUGAAGGGUUAAUACGAGUAAGGUUAAUGAUGGUAAAAAUCAUGUACUAAUUUGAACUUGUUUUUUUUAUUUAUAAUAUAAAUUUAAAAAUUACAACAACAAAAUGGGUGACAUUGAAUUGCAAGAAGAAGAACGAGAAGUAUUGCUAUCGAUCUAUGAAGGCGAUGCAGCUUUUAAGCAAUUAAACUCUACGACUUAUCAAUAUAAGUAUGGAGAGGAUAAUGAUCCGCGUUCAUUUUUAUUAGAGAUAAUUUGGCAUGAAACUUACCCUACCAACAAACCGACAAUUAGCAUGGAAACAUUCUAUAACAAACACAUUCUCCCUAAAGUAAAAGAAAAAAUUAUAGCCCACGUCGAAGCUGAAGCAGAGCAAUGGCUUGGGUGUGCUAUGACUUACACUUUGUUUCAAUCAGUUCAAGAACGUUUAACUGAAUUAAUAGAAGAACAGCAAGCUUCGAUUGCUGAUGUAAGCAUUCAAACAGCUAAAUUGAAUCUUGAUGAUAAUAAUCAAAAAGAAGAAUCAGCUAAAAAACAAAAAAAAGAACAACUCACAAAAUCACAAAAAAGGCGUCGUUGGAAUAAGGUUGAUAGCAAAGGCGAAAAACCUCGUGGAUGGGAUUGGGUUGAUAUUGUUAAACAUUUAUCUCAGACAGGCUCAAAAGCUGAGCAAGAAACGUAAACUUCUAUGUCAAAACAAAUUUUUUAUGAAAAAAUACGAAUUGUUUAUAUUUUUAUAAAAAUUUCAUUAAUACAGUGUAGAAACGAUGACUA